GUUAAAAAGGAAAAGAGGAAAUACCGCUGUCGAAAAAGAAGUCCGGCGACGAUUGAAAGAGCGCGCAUAGUUCGACGAGAUAAGGCGAAUGCUCGUGAACGUCGACGAAUGAAUAAUUUGAAUGAAGCCUUGGAACAUUUAAGGACAAUCCUACCAGUUGUACCAGACGAGCCUAAGCUAACAAAGAUUGAAACGCUUCGAGUUGCACAAGGGUAA
Strongylus vulgaris is the source of this 216-nucleotide messenger RNA. NCBI's taxonomy places the organism in Eukaryota, Metazoa, Nematoda, Chromadorea, Rhabditida, Strongylidae. The record is from the annotation of a GenBank genome assembly.